Molecule: messenger RNA, 1396 nt
Organism: Zingiber officinale
Lineage: Eukaryota; Viridiplantae; Streptophyta; Magnoliopsida; Zingiberales; Zingiberaceae
Product: CDPK-related protein kinase-like
Exons: 6
Coding region: 1102-1389 (95 amino acids)
Biological process (GO): peptidyl-serine phosphorylation; intracellular signal transduction; protein autophosphorylation
Cellular component (GO): cytoplasm; nucleus
Molecular function (GO): calcium/calmodulin-dependent protein kinase activity; calcium-dependent protein serine/threonine kinase activity; calmodulin binding
Source: RefSeq, a predicted model, not a curated record
CUCCGCCCCACCUAAGAGCUUAUGCUGCUUGUUCGGUUUGGCGGUGUUCAGGAUGAUUGCUUAUGCUGCUUGUUUAGAAGGGUCUGAUCCAGUUCGGCUCUUUGACAAGAGAGUGAACGCGAAAAGAGAGCCUGGUUAUGUUUUCGACAAGGUCGUCCUGCUGCAAUACAAUCACAUGAGCUUUGGCGGGGCUCCUGUUGAGGUAGAGACAGAAGAAGAGGCAGAAGAGUUGAUGCUACAAAAUGAUAAGGAUUCUGCAAACGGUAAUCAGCUCAAUAGGUUUUAGAAUAUAUAAACAUUUUUGGUUGGCGUCUGUUUAAGCUAAUAAAACUAUUUGGUUGUUGCAUACUUGCAUUGAUGCUUGAAUUGUAGGCCGUGGUCAUCAUUUUCAUAGUUAUUUCAGUAGGUUGAUCAUUGUGAAAACACUAUGGCUUGUGAUCUACGCCUUCGGUAAGUUGAAGAUAAAAUGUAAAUGUGAGUUUGUUACCAGAGAUGAGAGAUUUUUUGUGUCUCCAACUCCACCUGAUGACUAUGACAUUCACAUGGUGCUGAUAUGUGGAUGAUAGAAAUUCUUCUCAAUAGUGGGUUACUGUAAGAAAAUUAUCAGUUAUUUUCAUUUGUUGACAUCAUGCUGCCAGGAAAUUGUUCAUGUUCCCUAGCCAAAACUUGAAUGUAAUUUAUAUACUCAAACUUCGGGACUACUGAUCUGCCUUGUGAAGCUUUUGGUUCUACCUUAUAUAUGGUACCAAGGUUAAUCUCUUCUAAUCAAUAUUGCUAGAAAAAAAUAGCCAUUUCUUCUCUUUCCUGAAAUGCACUAUUUUUUACUUUUAAGAAUAGAACUGACAUGGAAAAGUGUGUUUCUGCGUCUAUUAUAACAUGGGUUGAGAUAGAAGCAUACUGAAACUUCUGUAAGGGUGCAAGCAUGUGUAAUCACUACACACAGAGUUGGGAGAAAUAAUGAUUAUGUUGUUCCACAUCAUUUAUUGUCCAUCUUUUUGACUGUUUAUUGUGCAGUUAUGUAAGUUAAUGCCUGUUAAGGUCUUAGGUGAAAGUUAUCAAAGUUCAUGCUAUCUUUUCCAGCUCUUCAUUUGACUUCCUUUGAUGAAGUCAAGGCAGUCAUUAUUGGACAGAUUAUGUGAAGGUGGAGAAUUAUUAGAAAGAAUUUUAUCCAGAGGUGGAAGGUACUCAGAGGAGGAUGCAAAAGCUAUAGUUAUUCAAAUACUGAGUGUAAUCGCCUUUUGUCAUCUUCAAGGUGUUGUGCAUCGUGAUUUAAAGCCAGAGAAUUUUCUUUUCACCACUAGAGAUGAAAAUGCUCAGAUGAAGUUGAUUGAUUUUGGCCUUUCCGAUUUUGUUAAACCAGUUUACAAAUCUCAAGUACUCCAGAGUUGAAAUUGAU